Papaver somniferum (opium poppy) is the source of this 1566-nucleotide messenger RNA. RefSeq names its product probable E3 ubiquitin-protein ligase ARI8. Lineage: Eukaryota; Viridiplantae; Streptophyta; Magnoliopsida; Ranunculales; Papaveraceae. The record is from RefSeq and is a predicted model, not a curated record. Gene Ontology annotation, molecular function: ubiquitin protein ligase activity; ubiquitin conjugating enzyme binding; zinc ion binding. Gene Ontology annotation, biological process: positive regulation of proteasomal ubiquitin-dependent protein catabolic process; protein polyubiquitination; ubiquitin-dependent protein catabolic process. The transcript has a single exon. Gene Ontology annotation, cellular component: ubiquitin ligase complex; cytoplasm. Bases 38 to 1255 code for a protein of 405 amino acids.
CUGUGGCAUAUGCUUCCAAGCAUAUCAUUACAAUGAGAUGUAUGAUGUAGCUGCUGGGGCGGGUUGUGGUCAUCAUUUUUGUGAGUCCUGUUGGCAAGGAUACAUUGGCACAUCCGUCGGUGAUGGACCUGGGUGUUUGAAGUUGCGGUGUCCUGAUCCAUCUUGUAAUGCUGCUGUUGGUCAAGACAUGAUAAACACAUUUGCUUGCGAAGAAAAUAAGCAGAAGUAUGCUAAUUACCUUCUCAGAUCUUAUAUUGAAGAUAAUAAAGAGUUCACGUGGUGCCCCGCGCCGGACUGUGGUUUAGCCAUUAAAUUUGAUGUUGGUAAUGAUAAUUCUGAUGUUAUUUGCGAAUGCAUUUAUAGCUUUUGCUGGAUUUGUAGCAAGGAAGCGCACCGUCCGGUAAACUGUAGCACCAUGGAGAAGUGGAUUUUGAAGAACAAUGAUGAGUCUGAAAACGUAACAUGGAUAUUAGCUCAUUCUAAGCCUUGUCCAAACUGCAAACGACCAAUUGAGAAAAGUGUAGGGUGUAAUCAUAUGAGGUGCUCAAUUUGUCAAUUUCGCUUUUGUUGGGUAUGUCUUGUUUCCUUAGAUAAUCAUUCUUGUAAUGGAUAUAAGGUCGAUGCAGCAAAUGACAAUUUGGAGAGAAACACAGCUAGAAACCACCUAGCAAAGUAUACUCAUUACUACCUAAGAUGGGUGGCUAACCAUAAGUCACUGGAUCAUGCAGUUAAAUAUAUGAAGAAUAUGCAGACAUGUGCUAGAGUAGCUGAGCUUUGUUUCAUUCUAUGCCUGGCUGAUGACAAAGAGCUCAAGUUAAUUAAAGAUGCAUGGGAAAAGAUCAUUGAAUGCAGACGUGUGCUUAAGUGGAGCUAUGCAUUUGGAUAUUACUUACCUGAACAUGAACAUGGGAAGAUACAGCUGUUUGAGUAUCUGCAAGGUCAGGCUGAGUCUGGAUUGGAAAGUCUUCAUCAAUAUGCAGAGGAAGAAUUACAAACAUCCCUGGAUUCUGAAACUCCAUUAGGAAAUUUCAAAAUUUUCCGAGAGGAGCUCGAGAAACAGACUACCGCCACUUCAAAUUACUCUGAAAGCCUGGCCACCGCCUUCAAGAACGGGCUGUCAGAGGUAAGUUCACAAGGUGCAGGCAGCAGCAACAGAGGAGAGCUACAGAUGAGUAUGACGGACGGAGGUACUACGGACGGAAGCAUGCCGGUACCACUAGUCUGCAUAAUGAGUUUAGUCGAUAUGACUACUUAAGUAAUGAUUAUUAUUAUUAUUACGGGUAAAUUCUACAUGGACCGUGUCACGUGUGUGUCAAGUGAACUACUCCAAAACUGUUCACAUACAUGAGUGGGUCCAGUGGUCUCUGCUCCCGGAAAAAAAAGUAGGGGUCCCAUUAUUUGGAACAGGUUUGUGAGUUCACAUGUUUUCCGGUAGGAUCCAUGCACAUUCUUGGAGAGAUAAGGUCAAACAAGAUUUGAUAUUUUUUUGUGCAAAAUUUAAACGACAAUUGAUUUAAGUGUAAUAUUUUGAUGAUAUGUUUUUUUUAUAAACCUCUACAAUCUCAU